AUGUGUAUGGCUAAUGGUGCGUAUUUGGCAGAAAUAGCUUCGCCGGAAGAAAACAACUUUGUAGCACAUCUUGUGAAACAAAAUCAUCCAACUGAAACGGAGCUGUGGAUAGGCGGGACGGACACUCUGAGUGAGGGACACUGGAUGUGGACGCACAGCGAGACGUUGAUAGACUAUCAGAACUGGGUCGUGGACGAGCCAAACAACAAAUGGGGUCAGAACUGUCUGGCCAUCCAGACAGACGGAUUGUGGGAUGACUAUUGGUGUAAUAAGGUCGCACAUGGAGUGUGUGAGAAAAGGAAAAGUGAACACACGGACCCUGGCAUUGGGAAAUAAACUUGGCUUUCUUGUCUUCACUCCCAGGGUACGUCAGUAGACAAAUUAAAGACGGUUUCUUU
This is a messenger RNA of Gigantopelta aegis, 398 nucleotides long. RefSeq names its product lectin BRA-3-like. Lineage: Eukaryota; Metazoa; Mollusca; Gastropoda; Neomphalida; Peltospiridae. The record is from RefSeq and is a predicted model, not a curated record. The transcript is spliced from 3 exons. Bases 1 to 336 code for a protein of 111 amino acids.